GGUAGAACCCACGAUCAUUAUGUGGCAUCGUCUUAUUCGUGAAGCUGACACGGCGUCAGGCAGACAUGGACGCACUGGAAUGGAAUAAGCUAACUAGGUAAAUUUAUCCAAACGAGAAACGUGAAACAAAAACGUAAAACACACGACUCAAACAAACCCCUGACCCCGACGGCAAAUUUACCAUUUCCGUUUGUUUCUUUCUCUACGAGCGAGAAACGACUGCAAAUUUUUUGUAGACAGAAAGAGAAGCAGGGGCCGGCCGACCAUAGUCGACGAUCGGAGUGCUUUGCUACCAUUUGUACUUCUUAUAAUCGUUCGGUGAUCGGCGGUUUUUUAGUUAUGUAAUCCGCUCCUCUCUGCAUUUUCCUGAAAGGUAGCCUACCUUCUUCUACCGUUAUCGUUCAGUGCUAGCUCAUGCUUUCUCUUCCCUACCGUUAUGUAUCUGAGUAUGCAUGCGAAAGCGAGUGCGUCGUCGAUUUACGGAUAUUUGUUGGUUUCUGUGCUUUGAAAUGAGUUAGGUGAAUGUAAUCAGGCUUCGAUUCGUGGAGAUCUUAGGGUUUAAAAUGCUCCCGCGCUAGCUCAGACCUUUGCCUUGUCACUGAUUUUCUUGCUGGGAAUAGGAUAUGAAGUUUAUAGUCCGAGCUGAGUAACUUGGAGCGGUUAUCAGUACAUCUUUAGAGGGGAAACAAUUGUCUGGCUAGGUGCAAGGCUUGUUGGAAUGUUGAUCGAAUAAAGGUUCUAUGAAUUUUGGAAAUGUACUGAUGUUGGGAGUAUGCUGCUCUGAGAAUUUGCCUUGUCAUUGCAUUGUGAAUUUUCGGAGAAUGUAAGUUUUGUUGGUUCUUCUUAGCCUGGGUAUAUUAUCAUUAUAAGCGCACCAAGAGUUUCUAGUUCUUUGUUUGUUUGGUGUCUUAAGUAUCUAUAUAGGACGUCUGGUUGGCAUAGUUCAAGAAUCUUGCUUCCUGUUGUUGUACUUUAUAAUUGAUUCUCUCGUAUGAGCAUAUGCAUCGAUGAGAUUGUACAGCUCCAUUUGCAUCUCUUUAUCUAUUUUUACUGAGUUUUUCCCUUUCAGGAGUUAGAAUGAGUCCCUGAGAUCUUUCAGCCAUAUGGAUCUGCUUGUCACACUCACGGCUAUAGUGUAACCCAAACAGCAGCAUUUCCAGAAAAUUACUCUUCCUAUAAAAAUUACUUGAGAAAUAAAAUUAAUCCAAAAUUCAGCGACCUGCAUCAGGGGGCGAUUUGCCCCAAACAGCUGAGAGCUAUUUUACUGUAGCUCAAAGAGUGAAUUCCUCCAGCACAAUGAUGAUGGGGGAGGAUGUUGAGGGUGGGAGCCUGGGUUCGUACCAAAACAGGCCAAGGACUUUCCCCAAUAUGCGUAACAAAGCUUAUACUCCACUGGUAAGGAAUUCAAUCACUGCUUCCAUGUUUUUCUUUUCUCAUUUUAAAAUAAAUAUCCUCAUUCUUACUUUGCACCUUAUUUUGCGAAGAUGUGGUGGUCUGGUGGGCUUUUCUUCAAAUACAUAUAUAGAUGUGUGAUUCAGGAUCCAAUUUACCAAUAUUCUAGUAGCAGCAUAUUCUAUUUUUUAUGGCCAGUUGUUGGUUUCCGAAUUGCAUUACUUUUUGUCUGAAGUGGAUUUCUUCUCUAUAUAGUCCUAGAUUUGUCCUUAUUUUGUACGACUCACUUUAGUUAAGCUUCUACUAGUUAGUAGUUAGUGCGUUAUGGCUGGGUUAAGGUACUGGAUUUCAUGUGAGAUAUGACUAGCAAUUGUGUGUAUGCAAUCUAUGAAGAAAUUUCAUGUGAAAUAUGGUAAUGGCAAUAUGCUGAGAGUAUUUUCAAGUUACACCAACUAAAAGUUCUAUUGUGGUCUUCAUAGACCAAGCUCUGACAUAGGUUUUGUAACCAAUAUUUAUCCUAUUUAAUUUCAUCACUUCCGCUCUGGAUGGUCAAUAGUUCCUGCAACCCGCUGAUAUGUUUAAUUCCUGAACUUCCAUUUCAUCAGACUGACAACAGACAUAUCAUAUUGGUUAAUUGCUUUAUUUGUUAAUAUCCUAUGUCUUAGGAAGAUGCAUUGUCAGUAAUUAAUCUGUUUGAGCUAUCACUUUGUGCUGAUGUUAUAUCUUUAUUCUCUUUGUUUCCCCCCCUGCAGAUCUUUCGGAUUCUUAUGGGGAUUAAUGUUCGUGUUCUAUUUAUACUUUUGUUAUUGUCUUUGGGGAUGAUUUUUUACAUUGGAGCAAGCACUUCCGGAAUCAUUGUGUUUGUUUUCACAGUUUGUAUCAUCAGCUUCCUUUUGUCAAUAUAUCUUACUAAGUGGGUACUCGCAAAGGAUGAAGGACCUCCUGAAAUGGCUCAGGUAGGUUGACACUUUUGGUUUAUUGCUUUCUUCAUAUUUCAUAACCUCUAUUAUUCCAAUUAGUACACUAAGUCUUGUUCUUUGCUGGGGCAUGGAUUGUGUUGCAAUUAACCUUGUGGUUAUUUUAUCUUUUAUGCUUGUAUAACUGCAAAUUGUUUAUUAUGCUGAUCACUCUCUAAUUGUGGAUAGUUCAAUAUAUGUUUUGUUAUUUUCUGCUGAGUUUUCAUUUUUCUAGAGAAAAUUAGUUGCACCUGGCGGAGGCAUUACGAAUUUAACUUUUCAAACAUCCUGAGCCUUAUCAUCGUACUUUCUAGAUAUCAGAUGCCAUUCGUGAUGGCACUGAAGGUUUCUUCAGGACGCAGUAUGGAACUAUAUCAAAGAUGGCAAUGUUACUUGCACUACUGAUCCUUUGCAUAUACUUGUUCCGUAGUACAACUCCUGAAUAGGAAGCUUCGGGUGUAGGGAGGUGAGUGCCUCUGCUAAUAUAUUGUUGAUAAUGCUAUCUCUCUGUGUCUCACCCAUGGUGACAAAUUUUCUUGGUUUUGCUUGAUUAUUGCAGGUCGGUAACUGCAUUCGUCACUGUCACUUCCUUCCUUUUAGGCUCUCUUUGUUCAGGUGCUGCCGGUUACGUUGGAAUGUGGGUGUCGGUUCGUGCAAAUGUUAGGGUCUCUAGUGCUGCAAGGCGGUCAGCGAGGGAGGCACUGCAGAUAGCUGUUCGCUCUGGUGGUUUUUCUGCCAUGGUGGUUGUUGGAAGAAUAGCUAUCCUUUAUGCCACAUUCUAUGUCUGGUUGGGAGUGGAUUCUCCUGGAUCAAUGAAGGUCACAGAAUUACCUCUUCUGCUUGUUGGAUAUGGUUUUGGAGCCUCCUUUGUUGCUCUCUUUGCCCAAUUAGGUGGCGGAAUAUACACAAAGGCUGCUGACGUUGGGGCUGACCUUGUCGGAAAAGUGGAGCGUGGAAUUCCUGAAGAUGAUCCUAGAAACCCUGCAGUCAUUGCAGAUCUGGUUGGAGAUAAUGUUGGCGAUUGUGCUGCUCGCGGUGCCGAUCUGUUUGAAAGUAUAGCAGCUGAAAUAAUUAGUGCCAUGAUACUUGGCGGGACAAUGUCUAAACGCUGCAAAAUAGAAGAUGCAUCCGGCUUCAUCUUAUUUCCGCUCGUUGUUCAUUCAUUUGAUCUGGUUAUAUCUUCAAUUGGCGUACUCUCAAUUAGGGGUACACGGAAAGGCAGUGUGAAGUCUCCUAUGGAAGAUCCGAUGGCAGUCCUUCAGAAAGGAUACUCUAUUACGAUAGUUUUGGCUGUCCUUACAUUUGGUGCGUCAACCCGUUGGAUGCUUUAUACAGAACAAGCACCUUCAGCCUGGUUUAGCUUUGCCUUGUGUGGGUUGGUUGGCAUUAUCACUGCCUACGCUUUUGUCUGGAUCAGCAAGUACUAUACUGACUACAAAUAUGAGCCUGUACGCUCAUUAGCUCUUGCUAGUUCCACAGGUCAUGGAACUAACAAAAUUGCAGGAGUUAGUUUGGGCCUUGAAUCAACAGCACUUCCUGUUCUUAUCAUCAGUGUAGCCAUUGUUUCAGCCUUUUGGCUUGGUCAGAACUCAGGUUUGGUGGAUGAAUCAGGGAAACCUAUUGGUGGAUUGUUCGGUACAGCUGUGGCAACGAUGGGAAUGCUAAGCACUGCUGGAUAUGUUCUAACCAUGGACAUGUUUGGCCCUAUAGCUGAUAAUGCUGGUGGAGUUGUGGAGAUGAGUCAGCAGCCAGAAAGUGUUCGAGAGAUCACUGAUGUCCUAGAUGCUGUUGGAAAUACUACAAAAGCCACAACAAAAGGAUUUGCCAUUGGAUCAGCUGCACUUGCUUCUUUCCUUUUGUUUAGUGCAUAUAUGGAUGAGGUUUCUACUUUCGCCCAAGAACCUUUGACUCAGGUUGACAUUGCCAUUCCAGAAGUUUUUGUUGGAGGGUUGCUAGGGUCAAUGCUAAUUUUCUUGUUCAGUGCAUGGGCUUGCUCAGCGGUUGGUAAAACAGCCCAGGAGGUUGUUAAUGAAGUCAGAAGGCAAUUUAUUGAGAGGCCAGGAAUCAUUGAGUACAAGGAGAAGCCAGAUUAUGGUCGCUGUGUCGCAAUCGUGGCAUCUGCAUCUUUGAGAGAAAUGAUAAAACCUGGUGUUUUGGCUAUUAUAUCUCCCAUGGUAGUUGGUAUUGUGUUCCGGAUCCUGGGGUAUUGCACAGGACAACCACUUUUGGGAGCUAAAGUCGUGGCUGCAAUGCUGAUGUUUGCAACUGUGUCCGGUAUUCUCAUGGCUCUCUUCCUCAACACAGCUGGUGGAGCGUGGGACAAUGCUAAGAAGUACAUCGAGACAGGAGUUCUUGGAGGCAAAGGGAGUGAUUGUCACAAAGCCGCAGUCACAGGGGACACCGUCGGAGAUCCUUUCAAAGAUACGGCAGGGCCAUCGCUUCAUGUCCUCAUAAAAAUGUUGGCGACGAUCACUCUGGUCAUGGCUCCCAUCUUUCUGUGGAGCAAAGAGUUGUAGAGGAGGGGGAAUUACUGUCUUGCAAAUACAGAGGUAGUUUGAUUUUUGAUUGGAUGUAAAUGUAGGGGGAGCAAACCUGGGUAGGACUGACGGAUGAUCUGACUGUUAGUUUCUCCUGUUUUCGGGGAAACAACGAAUAAAGAGAUGAGGUUAGGAGAUGUGUAUCGUUUGUGCUUCUGUUUGUUUGUUCGUGGUAUGUGCUAACUUGAUAAUAUAUGUUUAGCUUGGAUGAUACAUUUUCGUGCCGAUUUCAUACUUACUCUGGCACAGGACUUUCAUCCUUACUACGGCAUGGCUGGAUGUGCGCGCUGUGCCUCUAAUCUCUGUUCUAGGAACCGAAUCCGGCAGUGGUUCAGCAGAAUAAACAGCAUUACUAAGU
This is a messenger RNA of Linum trigynum, 5243 nucleotides long. The record is from the annotation of a GenBank genome assembly. NCBI's taxonomy places the organism in Eukaryota, Viridiplantae, Streptophyta, Magnoliopsida, Malpighiales, Linaceae.